This is a messenger RNA of Psammomys obesus (fat sand rat), 804 nucleotides long. RefSeq names its product kallikrein related peptidase 8 (gene Klk8). Lineage: Eukaryota; Metazoa; Chordata; Mammalia; Rodentia; Muridae. The transcript is spliced from 5 exons. The record is from RefSeq and is a predicted model, not a curated record. Gene Ontology annotation, biological process: neuron projection morphogenesis; memory; proteolysis. The coding region runs from base 1 to 783 and encodes 260 amino acids. Gene Ontology annotation, molecular function: serine-type endopeptidase activity.
AUGGGACGCCCCCCACCCAGUGCAACCCAGAUGUGGAUCCUUCUGUUUCUGCUAAUGGGAGCGUGGGCAGGACUCACCAGCGCUCAGGGCUCCAAGGUCCUGGGGGGUCAGGAGUGCAAACCGCACUCCCAGCCUUGGCAGGCAGCCUUGUUCCAGGGCGAGAGACUGAUCUGCGGGGGUGUCCUGGUGGGAGACAGAUGGGUCCUCACUGCGGCCCACUGCAAAAAACCAAAGUACUCGGUGCGCCUGGGCGAUCAUAGCCUGCACAGUAGAGACGAGCCGGAACAGGAGAUGCAGGUGGCUCGGUCUAUCCAGCACCCUUGCUUCAACAGUAGCAACCCAGAGGAUCACAGUCACGACGUAAUGCUCAUUCGAAUGCAGAACUCAGCCGACCUCGGGGACAAAGUGAAGCCCAUUAGACUUCCCAAUCAGUGUUCCAAAGCUGGCCAGAAGUGUACCAUAUCAGGCUGGGGCACUGUCACCAGCCCUCGAGAGAACUUUCCAGACACCCUCAACUGUGCGCAAGUGAAAAUCUUUUCCCAGAACCAGUGUGAGAGGGCCUACCCGGGGAAAAUCAAUGAUGUCAUGAUCUGUGCCGGCAGCAGCAAUGGGGCUGACACUUGCCAGGGUGACUCAGGAGGUCCUCUGGUGUGCAACGGAAUGCUCCAAGGCAUCACAUCCUGGGGCUCAGACCCCUGUGGGAAACCGGAGAAACCGGGUGUCUACACCAACAUCUGCCGCUACACUGACUGGAUCAAGAAGACCAUGGACAACAGGAACUGAUCCUGCUGGCGGGGGUGUCAA